AUGUCUUUCUUGCCUUCUUUAUUCUUUCUUUUCAUGGUCUUUUGUUAUAUAUCUUCACAAACCUUUGUUGUUGUUGCUGCUGCUGCCAAGCCUCGAGUUCCUAUUCGUGAUGGACUACUUCCGAAUGGCAAUUUUGAGCAAAGUCCAAAACCAUCCAAUCUCAAGAUAACAUUGAUCAUAGGAAGAUACUCUUUGCCCAAUUGGGAAAUUAAGGGCAUAGUUGAGUAUGUCUCAGGAGGGCCACAACCAGGUGGAUUCUACUUUGCGAUUCCUCGUGGAACGCAUGCGGCAAGGCUUGGGAACGAAGCUUCUAUAUCACAAUACGUGAAUGUUGAGGUAGGGUCAACCUACUCUCUCACAUUUUCGGCUACAAGAACUUGUGCUCAAGACGAAAAGCUUAUGAUUCAUGUGGAUAAUAUACAUGACGAGCUUCCCAUCCAAACACUUUAUAGUACAGAUGGAGGGGACACUUACGCUUAUGCUUUUAAAGCUAUUAAGAGCACAAUGAAAGUUACAUUCCGUAAUCGUGGGGUCCAAGAGGACCCCACUUGUGGUCCGCUCUUAGAUGCCAUCGCAAUAAAAAAGAUGGCACCUUUGAAAUACGUUGCAGGUAAUUUGGUGAAAAAUGGUGACUUUGAAACCGGUCCAUACGUCUUCAAGAACUACUCAACAGGAGUCCUCCUCCUCCCAAAAAUACACGACAUAAUAUCCCCACUUCCCGGUUGGAUCAUUGAAUCUCUCAAACCGGUUAAAUAUGUAGACUCGAAGCACUUCCAAGUGCCAUCAGGGUUAUCCGGCAUUGAGUUAGUUGGAGGCCGAGAAACAGCCAUUGCACAAAUCAUACGAACCAUUCCUAACAAAUUCUAUAGGCUAACAUUUGUUAUAGGCGACGCAAAGAAUGGUUGCCAUGGCUCAAUGAUGGUUGAGGCCUUUGCCGCUAAGGAAACGCUAAAAUUGAAACAUGAGUCUCAAGGAAAGGGUGAGUUCAAAACAGGAGUUCUCAAAUUCAAGGCAAUAUCAAAUCGAACCCGACUCACAUUUUAUAGUGCCUUUUAUCACACAAAGCUUCAUGAUUAUGGUCAUUUUUGUGGACCUGUUUUAGAUGAUGUUAAGGUUUGGUUUUACUAG
Erigeron canadensis is the source of this 1128-nucleotide messenger RNA. RefSeq lists its product as uncharacterized. The transcript has 3 exons. Lineage: Eukaryota; Viridiplantae; Streptophyta; Magnoliopsida; Asterales; Asteraceae. The record is from RefSeq and is a predicted model, not a curated record. Bases 1 to 1128 code for a protein of 375 amino acids.